UGGACGUAUGCCCACUUCCUAACAAAAUGUUCCAAUUUUGGUUUUGAUGGCAUUGGAGAGUGGAGUUGAGGCCAGCCUGGAGUUUAAUGUAACCAGUUUUGCUUGCCUGGCAAAGAUCAUCCUACAUAGGGCCGGAGAAGGCAAGACAAGGCACGAUACCCCCAGAACUUGAACCAAUGAAAGAAGCAUAUGGUACUUCUGAAGAUAAAUGUUACUUCUCCUUUUUAAAUCAGAACUGCUUAGGACCUGUAUAUGACUUUUCAGCUGGGAUCUGUCCUUUCAGUAGCUUCUGACUUUGAGUUACAGGAAGGUCUCUGAAGAUUUGUAUCAAAUGACGUCAAUGGCCAGCUUGUUUUCUUUUACUAGUCCAGCAGUAAAACGAUUGUUGGGCUGGAAGCAAGGUGAUGAGGAGGAGAAAUGGGCAGAAAAGGCAGUCGAUGCUUUGGUGAAAAAGCUAAAAAAGAAAAAGGGUGCCAUGGAGGAACUGGAGAAAGCCUUGAGCAGUCCAGGACAGCCGAGCAAAUGUGUUACUAUUCCCAGAUCUUUAGAUGGACGCCUGCAAGUUUCUCACAGAAAAGGCUUACCCCACGUUAUAUAUUGUCGUGUUUGGCGCUGGCCUGAUUUACAGAGUCAUCAUGAGCUAAAGCCAUUGGAUAUUUGUGAAUUUCCUUUUGGAUCUAAGCAAAAAGAAGUUUGUAUCAAUCCAUACCACUAUAAGAGAGUGGAGAGUCCAGUCUUACCUCCAGUAUUAGUGCCUCGUCAUAAUGAAUUCAAUCCACAACACAGCCUUCUGGUUCAGUUUAGGAACCUGAGCCACAAUGAACCGCACAUGCCACAAAAUGCCACGUUUCCGGAUUCUUUCCACCAGCCCAACAAUACUCCUUUUCCCUUAUCUCCAAAUAGCCCCUAUCCCCCUUCCCCUGCUAGCAGCACAUAUCCUAACUCCCCGGCAAGUUCUGGACCAGGAAGUCCAUUUCAGCUCCCAGCUGAUACACCUCCUCCUGCCUAUAUGCCACCAGAUGAUCAGAUGGGUCAAGAUAAUUCCCAGCCUAUGGAUACAAGCAAUAAUAUGAUUCCUCAGAUUAUGCCCAGUAUAUCCAGCAGAGAUGUUCAGCCUGUUGCCUAUGAAGAGCCCAAACAUUGGUGUUCAAUUGUCUACUAUGAAUUAAAUAAUCGUGUCGGGGAAGCUUUUCAUGCAUCUUCUACUAGUGUGUUAGUAGAUGGAUUCACAGAUCCUUCAAAUAAUAAAAGUAGAUUCUGUUUGGGGCUGUUGUCAAAUGUUAAUCGUAAUUCGACGAUCGAAAACACUAGACGACAUAUUGGAAAAGGUGUUCAUCUGUACUAUGUUGGCGGGGAGGUGUAUGCAGAGUGCCUCAGUGACAGCAGCAUAUUUGUACAGAGUAGGAACUGCAACUUUCAUCAUGGCUUUCAUCCCACCACUGUCUGUAAGAUUCCCAGCAGCUGCAGCCUCAAAAUUUUUAACAAUCAGGAGUUUGCUCAGCUUCUGGCUCAAUCUGUCAACCAUGGGUUUGAGGCAGUGUAUGAGCUCACCAAAAUGUGCACCAUUCGAAUGAGUUUUGUCAAGGGCUGGGGAGCAGAAUAUCACCGGCAGGAUGUCACCAGCACCCCGUGUUGGAUUGAGAUUCAUCUUCAUGGGCCUCUUCAAUGGCUGGAUAAAGUUCUUACUCAGAUGGGCUCCCCUCUGAACCCCAUAUCUUCUGUUUCAUAGUGCAGAAGCAUUCUUUUCAAUUAUAUUAUUAGUGGACUUGUUUUAAUUUUAGAGAAACUUUCAGUACAGAUACUGUGAGCUUACAUGGAAAACACAUACUACAGCCUUUUUUUUUUUUUUUUUUUUUACAUAAUUGUGACCAAUAUAUUUGUAUUUUGUGAUGAAUCUACAUUUGUUUGUAUUCAUUUUCAUGUGAUUAAUUCUCAAAAGUGUUGUAAAAGAUGCACAGUAAGUAUUAUGCCCCAAUUCAGAACAUGCUCUUCAAUUGGAACACGCUUUUGCUUUAUUGUCCCAACAAUUUUUUUAUUUGCUAUUGUUGAAAAGCAGUGCAUCACAUGAUGAAAAAUUUAUAAUACCGUAAAAGGAUAUAUACAGUGAAAAGUAUGUCUUCCUUCCUAUUCUUGAUCUUCCAGAUGUUAUACUUUUACCAGUUUCUUUGUCCCACUAACUUAAAAAAUAUAUGUAAUUCAUUGUUUUUCAAAAGCAUAUGGUUGGGGCUUAAAAGAAACUAUAAAAAAAUUUCUUUUAUUUGAAGGAACACUAUGCAUUGCUCUAACAAAUAUUGUUCAGUACGGUCAAAGCAAAGUGAUAGUUUUCUAGAUGACAUCAUAAAAUUUGCAUUCAAUACAGCUAAAGUCAGUGUAAUGUGACUUCAUACUAUAUAUCUUGUAAAACAUUUCUUUUUUUUAAAAAAAACAGAAUGAUUGCAAAUAACUGAUCUCCAGUAUAUGUCAUUUACUCAAAAUCUGUCUUAAGUACUACUUUAUAGCUAGUUAACAGUGCAUGCACGGCCUUGUUCUGCUAUGUUUGCUGCUUUUGGCCCAUGUUGCAAGAACUCUAAUUCUGACAUGCAUUAAUCUUUUAUUUUGCACUUUUAUGGGUGACAGUUGUUAGUGUAACCUUUGGUAAAACACACUCAAGUGACUUAGACUUAGAUGCUUGUUCUUACUUCCUUGGUACCCCAUUUGUAUUAACAAACACUGCAAUUUAUAGAUUACAGUUGUAGAAAGUUAUGCUUUUUCUAGCUUUUGUUUUAUUUUCAACCUAGGAUAUGAGACUGUUAUUCUGUAGCUCCAACUUAAGGUGCCUUUUUAAUUCCCUACAGUUUUAUAGAUGUUAUUAAUAUUGGAAAAUCAUGUACUUAAUGCCAUUGCUCUUACUUUCAUAAGUCUCUUCAUGCAAGGACCUAUGCACUGUAGCCAUAGGAAGCUCUUCAGUUUGUCCCCAAGGAUGUGACUACUGGUCUGAUAUUUAAAUCAAUCAGUAGUGGAUAUUGGGAUAGCUGAUACAGUCACAUAUCAAAGAAUGCAGACAGUUCUCUCACUUAUCAUUGAUGCUCUGUCUUUUUACAUUGUUUUAGUACUUACAUGGAUGCUAGACCUCAGAACACAAUUUUUAGAGAAGAAGGACAUGAAAACUCUAAAAUAUCCAUUUAGCCAGUCAUGCCUUUGGCUUUGAGUAAAGGACUCUUAACCACUUUUUCUAGGGAGCAGUGAAAUGGACAUUUAGUUAUGGCAAGAGAAUGAAGAAAUUAUUUGAGGGAAAAAAGACCCAAUUUACCUAUCAGAAGCUUUAUUUUCUGGUGCCUUUUGAAAGUAUAUGGAGCCAUGCAAUUCUUCUGUUUAAAAUGUUAGUUUGGUUUGACUUUCUACUUUGCCCUUUCUUCUUUUAUGAUUUUAAAAAAUACAUUUUUGAAGAAAAGAUUAUGCAAUUCCUUUUGUUUUCUGUGUCAUUAUUUAUUGCUUUUUUGAAGUGCAGCCAGUGGAUGGUCUUAGUUCUUUCAGAUGAAGUGCCAUUUGUGUUUCAGCUCAGUCCUUUGCUGAGUAAAAGGAAUACUCCCUGACACUCAUCCAGAAUUGUGUCAGCCAUACGAAAGAGAAUUCUGUUUAGUGAUAGAACAUAUUUAGUGACAGGUAGAUAUUUUCAUCAUUAUUUUACUUACCAGGCUCAUGGCACGAUCUUCAGGACAAAUUUGUGGACAAAAAUUAUAUUGAAUGAUGGAUACAUGUAAUCAUCUUCAAUGAGCUGUAGUAAACUAGUGGAAACUA
Galeopterus variegatus (Sunda flying lemur) is the source of this 3777-nucleotide messenger RNA. It is a transcript of the gene SMAD5, whose product is annotated as SMAD family member 5. Gene Ontology annotation, molecular function: I-SMAD binding; DNA-binding transcription factor activity, RNA polymerase II-specific; RNA polymerase II cis-regulatory region sequence-specific DNA binding. The transcript is spliced from 8 exons. Gene Ontology annotation, biological process: cell differentiation; regulation of transcription by RNA polymerase II; transforming growth factor beta receptor signaling pathway. NCBI's taxonomy places the organism in Eukaryota, Metazoa, Chordata, Mammalia, Dermoptera, Cynocephalidae. The record is from RefSeq and is a predicted model, not a curated record. The coding region runs from base 332 to 1729 and encodes 465 amino acids. Gene Ontology annotation, cellular component: heteromeric SMAD protein complex.